UUCACCGAAAACUUGCUACCUCGCGAUGGCGCUAACUUAGGGCGCCAAAUCAUACCUUCCGCGAAAUUCACCGCCACGCUUACCUUUUUUUCAUUUUUAUAUAGUAACUCUCCUACCUAAAACAACAAUUAAAACGCCCCAAAAAGAAUCUCAAAUCAUCCAGUUUCCUCUCAAGGUUUUCUCAAAACUAAAUUGUUCGUCAAAAUUCCGAACAACGGCGACUACUACACGCCAAAGCAUGGUGGUUCCUCUCGCCCCGGGCAAGUUCUAUGGUAGCAUUCUUCCACGGCCCCGUAUUUACACAGACACCAAGUUCAACCUCGAACGCGUAGACCCUCCGGUUUCAGUCCUUGAUCCGCUGCUCGCAUGGGCCAAUGAAGCCCAUUGGACAAUGGGUGGUCUCAGUUUCAAGCGCCUCCGUUUCCAAGGUCGCAUCGAAGGCAACGUCAAAAGACUCGCAGCCCAGCGCAAGAAGCUCCUCAAGGAUAGCCCAGAUAAGGAUCCUAAAAACAAGAGGGAUGCUUCCGUAUCACCCCCUCUUGCUGCCGUGGCGUUAAAAAGGAGAUUCUUGGAUCUCAAUGACGACGAUCAUGACGAGGAGGUGGAGAGUGAAAAUGAAGGCGAGGAAAUGUUGCUGAAGAGAGAAGAGGGGAGGGUGCUGAGGAAACGUGCGGUGAGGAAAUUGGGGGAUGAUUUUGAGAGAGUGGCGAAGGAUAUCGGCGUGGUGAGCAAAAGGGAUGGGAGUUUUAACGUUGGGAUAGGCGGUGAUGUGAUGAAGAUAGUACAAGAGGUUAAUGCUGAGUCGGAAAUUAAAAGAGAUCAGAAGAAGAGGGUUGGAAAGGGCAUGAAGAAGGGUAAGGGUGAGGUGCACAAUGGGGCAAGGACUUCUCCAAGAUUGGCAAAGCGUGGUUUUACUUCUAGAUAGAUAGAUAGAUAGAUCUGAGAUUCUUUUAUGGUUGUAUUGUUUGGUGUUCUCUGUUAUGAGUAAGGUUCAUCUAAUUUACAGUGAAUGCAGCUUUGUUUUCCAUGAAUACCUAAGAAUUGGUGAAGUAAUCAAGUUGACAUUACUUGCUCUAUUAGUUCAUCAAUGACCAUGAAGAUUGAAAUCCUAACCUUCAUAUUUACAACUUGAAUUGAAUCAACAUUCAUGUG
Durio zibethinus is the source of this 1152-nucleotide messenger RNA. RefSeq lists its product as uncharacterized. Lineage: Eukaryota; Viridiplantae; Streptophyta; Magnoliopsida; Malvales; Malvaceae. The record is from RefSeq and is a predicted model, not a curated record.